This is a messenger RNA of Mus pahari (shrew mouse), 2827 nucleotides long. It is a transcript of the gene Myadm, whose product is annotated as myeloid associated differentiation marker. Gene Ontology annotation, biological process: negative regulation of heterotypic cell-cell adhesion. Lineage: Eukaryota; Metazoa; Chordata; Mammalia; Rodentia; Muridae. The record is from RefSeq and is a predicted model, not a curated record. Bases 308 to 1261 code for a protein of 317 amino acids. The transcript is spliced from 3 exons. Gene Ontology annotation, cellular component: plasma membrane; cell-cell junction.
GUAGUGAGCUCCUGGACCCCUUCGGACCCCCACCUCCCACCCCCUUCGCGAAGCUCCUAGCUUCCUCUCUAGGGCUAGGUCUAUAAACCUCUUCAGUCCUCCUGGAAGGUGACCAGAAGCAGCCGCGGAGAAGAGACAAGCAGCCGCAGCCGCCACCAGGCCCCGCCCAGCAGCAGCAGAGCAAGGCCGCGCCCGGGACCGCUGCAGAGCGGGGGAUUCUGAUCUGCCUUUUCCAGGUGUGCAACCCUAUCCCGCCUUCGCAGCCGGAACUUUCUCCUUCCGGUCGGUCCUCUGUUAGGUAGCAGCCAUGCCGGUAACCGUAACCCGUACAACCAUCACGACUACAACGUCAUCCUCCACCACUGUGGGGUCCGUUCGGGCGCUGACCCAGCCACUGGGCCUCCUCCGCCUCCUGCAGCUAAUAUCCACCUGUGUGGCUUUCUCGCUGGUGGCUAGUGUGGGUGCCUGGACAGGGCCCAUGGGUAACUGGGCUAUGUUCACCUGGUGUUUCUGCUUUGCCGUUACCCUCGUCAUCCUGAUUGUGGAGUUAGGUGGACUCCAGGCCCACUUCCCCCUGUCAUGGCGAAACUUCCCCAUCACCUUUGCCUGCUACGCGGCCCUCUUCUGCCUGUCGUCUUCCAUCAUCUAUCCCACCACCUAUGUGCAGUUCCUAGGUCACGGACGUACCCGGGACCACGCCAUCGCCGCCACCACCUUCUCCUGCGUUGCCUGUUUGGCGUACGCCACUGAAGUGGCCUGGACCCGUGCAAGGCCCGGUGAGAUCACUGGCUAUAUGGCUACCGUGCCAGGGCUGCUCAAAGUUUUUGAGACCUUCGUAGCCUGUAUCAUCUUCGCCUUCAUCAGCGAGCCGAUCCUGUACAAUCAGAAGCCGGCCCUGGAGUGGUGUGUGGCAGUCUAUGCCAUCUGCUUCAUACUAGCAGGAGUGACCAUCCUGCUCAACCUGGGAGAUUGUACCAACGUGUUGCCCAUCCCUUUCCCCACCUUCCUGUCAGGCUUGGCCUUACUCUCUGUUCUCUUUUACGCCACUGCCAUCGUCCUCUGGCCCCUCUACCAGUUUGAUCAGAGAUAUCAGGGCCAACCCCGCCGUUCAAUGGAUCCAAGCUGCAGUCGUAGUUAUAGUCCCAGCUCGGUGUGUUUCUGGGACCGACGACUGGCGGUGUCCAUCCUGACAGGUAUCAACCUGCUGGCAUAUGUGUCUGAUCUGGUGUACUCCACUCGUCUGGUGUUCGUCAAGGUCUAAGAUUGACAAGGGGCUCCCUUCCCCAUCUCUCCUUGCAGCCUCCUCCACCCGUUGGUUACCCAGGUGUCUGUACCAUCCUGUUUUCCCCACAUCUCCCUCCCAUUUCCUCUUCCCUGUUGGAUAUGUAUAUUCUUCCUUAUUCCCCGUUUUCUUUUUCCAUCCCUUUCUUACCUUUCCUCUUCUGGUAUGCCUGUUUUACCCUUGAGCUGUGGCUCCACAGCUUGCCUCAUUCAUUUUUUUCUAUCUCUAUAGUCUUUCCUGUGGGUUUUAUCACCUGCCUAUUUUCUUGGGAGCCCGAAGAAUUCUUGCUUUCUCUCCCUCACCCCUCAAAGGUGCUGGCCCCACAUAUCCCACACUCCUUUGCAGUUACCCACACUCCUUUGCGGUUCUUCACCCCAUGGGCCUCUUUAGGGGCCUCAUUGCCAAAGCAUGCCUGCCUGCCUGCCUGCCUUAGCUGUGCCUUAGCCAGUGUGUGUGUGUGUGUGUGUGUGUGUGAGAAGGGGAUUGGGAAGCAGGUCAUAUAGUGUACCUCUCCUUUAAAUUCAAAACAAAGCAAACAAAAUCCUGGAGGUCAGCAAUUCCCGGUGGCCAGGAGUCAGCCUUAUGCAGUCUCUAAACGUUGCUCUAGAUUUUUUUUUUAAACCAGGCUUACUGAAAGACCAUUACCAAGAGUACCCUACAUGAAGCAAUGGAUGGGCACCUUUUCCUAAAUUAUUUUCUGUGCUAUUCAAACAAACCCACCAAAAAUAUCCACAUGGUAUCUCUCUCUCUGUGUCUGUCCCUCCCUUCCUCUCCCCCACCCCCCAGGGUUUCUCUGUGUAGCCUUGGCUGUCCUGAAUUUGCUCUGUAGACCAGGCUGCUUUCAAACUCAAGAUAUCUGUCUGCUUAUGCCUCCCUGGUGCUGGGAUUAAGGGUGUGUGCCACCACUGCCCGGCCACCCGUACGGUCUUAAGACAACUCUGAAGUAUUUCUGAGCAUCAGUAAUGGCUGUCUUCUUGUCUCAGUGUUAAAAAUAACAUGGUCUGCUUUAGCAGGAAUGAGAAGAGAAACAGCCUCUACCGGCCUCAAAGGCAUUAUGAUCACCUUUUCCUCUAAGAAGCUCUUUUGUUUUUGUUUUUGUUUCGUUUUGUUUUAAAUAGCUUUGGAGGUUUUCUUAACCUCCUGGUCUCAAAUAUAAUUGUGUAGGUGAGGCUUCUUGUCUUUCUGACUCCACCUUCUGGGUGCUGAGAUGACAGAUGUACCACCAUACCCCAGUUGUGUAGCCCCGUUAAAGAGAGAAGUUUCUGAAACGUCUUUUCUUGGGGCUGGAGGGUAGGUUUGGGGCUAUCAGGAUUGGAAUGGCUUGUGUGUGCUGUACAUGAACCCAGGUCCUCUCGUGUGCUAGUUGCUUCUUGCUGCUGCUUUCUGCUUCUCUGGGACUCACAUACAUUACUUGGUAUAUAUGUAUAAAUAAAUGUAUAAAUAUAUAUUUUAUUUUAUUUUUUAACUUUCUGGAGCUUUGGGUUUCAGUAGCUCCUGCUGUCAGUUACCCUUUCCCACUCCUCACAUCCAUAAUGUUCUUUUUUU